CUCCCGCAGCCCGGUCUCCAGCUCCAGCAGCCGCUCCCGCAGGCGCCGCAGCUCCGGCAGGCCCGCGCCGCCUCGCCGCCCGCUCUCCUGCUCGGCCUCCUCGUCCGCCAUCUUCGCACCCCGCUCCGUCGCUUGUGAAAGGAAAGCAGCACAACCUAUUUCUUGCAUGCUGUUGAAAGCUGAGGCGUCUGAUGGAAUGAACGCUAAGAGUUGGAGAGAAAAGAGGCCUUGUGCAGAUGGAUGUGACAAGCUCCAUGCCGCGUGGGGAAGCAUGUGCAGAGGAACCGACAUGGCGCUGGCUCCACGUACAGACACAGUAUAGGUGCACCAGGACAUCUCUGUGCCUCUGAUGAUAAGCUUUGCGUCUCAGCUGAGCUUAGUAAUUCCAGGAAGAUCAUGGAUUGCUACGGGAAGUAUGCAGCUGUCACUUUGACCAUUUUGUCUGUAUUUCUGCAUCUUCUUCAUUCUUUCCCAGAUGGAGAGUUUCUCAUGCAUGGUUGUCCAGAGUGCAAGCUAGGGGAGAACAGAUUCUUUUCAAAACCAGGAGCACCCAUUUACCAGUGCACUGGGUGCUGUUUCUCCCGGGCCUAUCCCACUCCAAUGAGGUCCAAGAAGACCAUGCUCGUGCCAAAGAACAUUACAUCAGAAGCCACAUGCUGUGUAGCAAAGGCUUUCACCAAGAUUACCCUUAAGGACAAUGUGAAGAUAGAGAACCACACAGACUGUCACUGCAGUACCUGCUACUAUCAUAAAUCCUAAAGCCUGUCCCUUUGUUAAUGAUCAAGGACAACGGUGAAUGGAAUAUUUGUUUUUCAGCUUUUAUAGCACUGCUGUGUAAAAUCUUAUAUUUUCUGGUCAAGACACUGAGUAGGCCCUCGGAUAAGAUGGAUGGCUGUUUUAUUUCCUCUUUGCUUCUUCAUGCAUUUAAGUAAGUUUAACUAUUUCUAUUAGGGAUAAAAUAUGGCACUUGCAUGACAACAAAAGGCUCGAUUUAUUUUUAAAAUAAACUGUCAGUUAAAUUAUCAAUGUUUCUUGAGGAAAAAUGAUGAUUUAAUAGCUUAAAACAAAAAAAAAUGCUGAAUUGCUGGAGUUAACUUCUAGAUUUUUUAUUUUUUUAUUUUUGUGGGAGAGGGAAGGAAGGAAGAAAAGAGAGGGAUGGAAUAGUGGGCAGAAAAAGAAACAGUAAUUUCCCCUUAUUCAUUUAGUGAUGUCUGGAUUUUUUUGGAAGACUCAACAUUUUGUUUUUGCUGUAUCUUCUGUUUUUUUUCUUUACCUUGUGGGUAGAAAGCUUAACAGUAGUUCAUCUGUGUAUCUUGCCCUGUCUUUCUGUGCCAUGUUUGAUUUUUCUUUGAAUGAAUCUCCUCCUGUAUAGAUAAAUAGAUGCAGAAUGAUAUGUCAGAAAGAACUGUGCAGUUUGGUUUAGCAACAGUGGAAGAGAGGCAUAGUGCAACUGUAUUAGCUAUUUAAUGUGUGGCUGAGCACCAUGGUAUUGGGCUUUAGUAAUUCCCAAAUGCAAUGUGUCAGACCGAGAUAUACAAAUAGGAAGGCAAGAGGCUGUGUUAGGUCAGAAGUGGACCACAGAAUAUGUAUUCAGAACACAUGACCUUAAAAUUGUAGACAGGGAUUUUAGAGAUAGCAUUUGUUCAGUUGCAGUGGGUUGGAGCAGGGCGUCUGCUUUCAAGUCUGGUGCCUGCCCAUAGGAACUGAAGUAAAUGAAUUCCACUUCUCUUAGACUAAAUAUCUGGGAUGAGAACAUCAGUCCUGCAGUGAUUGCUGGAUGCAAGGAUUUAAAUAUGCUCUCCCAAAAAGCCUCAGAUCAAUUUGUGGGGUAUUUCCCUGCUGCAGGUGCUGUGAGGGUAGCAGUAAGGAUCCAUCGCAGAGUUUCUGAUGGAGAAAGGGGAGGUUGCCUUGGGGUGAGGCUGUGAGGGUGGCUGCUCUGUCCUGGGGUAUGGUCAUGGCUGAUGUCUGCUGCAGUCCUAAGUGACUGCAGUGAUUUAGGCAGACCUCCAGGGCUGAGUUGUGACGGGGCCCUGGAGCAGCCCAGGACUGGCAGAAUCUAAUGAUGGUUUAAAUCCACUAUACACCCACCCUGUCUGUCUACCAGGGUGUAAAUUCACUGCUGUUUUCUAAUACGAUCAUAGGGCUUCGUGGCAAAGAAGAUUUCUCAUAGAACGAGGAGAUCUGAAUCUCAAAGAAAAAUUAUUUAGCUUAUGUCCAGUAAAUCUCAUCAGCCUGAUCCCCAUGCCUUACCCCUUCUGAUUCAGUCUCACCCCCAGAACUACCAGUUUGAUCCAGUCCCAUGUCUUAGCACAGAAUCAGCUGUACUGAGCUGUUCUUGGGAACUGUUUUGCCUAACUUGCUCUCGAGCAAACUUCCAGUGGUUAUUCCUGAAACUGCCAAAGAAACUGACCCUGUUGCUUCACUGUUGUUGCUAUGCCAGAAAAUAUCCCUCUCCUGGAAAGUUGUUUUUUUUUUGUUGUUUUUGGUAAUGUUUUAUCUAUGACUUGUUUGCUUCAAUAUUACUUUUGGUCAAAGGGGAGGUAGUCGAGUAGGGUGGUCUUUAGGAUGAGUUUAAUAACAUCAGCAGAAUACGUUUUCAUAUGGAGUAGUCUAAUUUCUCAUUCUGGAUCAUCGCUCAAGACAUUACGGGAAUACAUGUCAAGCAGCUGCUAAAGCUGACUCACAAUUCCAACCUGUUGUGCGAUUUUAUUAAAUGUGAUUGAUGCAGAUACUUCUGCAGGGGAGCCAGGUCCUGCCUGGGAUUUCCAGGCAACGAGAGAGGAGUCAUCUGAAGCUGCAAGCCAACUGCCUUUGGGAAUGGUAUUGCAUUUUCUCAUAACUUUGACAGGAGUGAGAUGCAGAGCAGGGAAACACGUUCUCUGAAGUCACGGUGGAGAUGUGCCUUUUUGCCCUGCCAAACUUCUCCUUGGAUGGCCUCUUGCUCAAGUGAGCUCCUCUGGCAGCAUUUUUUAGCUUGUCUAUCCAUUCCUGUGCUGUCCACGAUAGCAGGUUGGUGAUGUGAUAAACUUCUGUUUGCAUGUUCUGAAAAAGCUUUCGUAUUUUUCAUUGCAAAACCAUAGAAAUAUUCAGAAACAGCAACAAAUUAGAGUGAGACUCAUACUUUAGAGAAGACACGGGAUGAUGUAGCCCUGAAAAGAUGGUGUAGCCCUGUCUCAUUCUAGGAUGCCUGCUCUAUUUUUCACUCUCGGCGGCCUUUCUCUCCUGCUUGUACAAAACUACUUACUCGUGAACUUCUCAACUCAUGGGUCCCUCUCCCCUCUACAGGGACCUCAUGCAUCAAGGGCUGGCAAAGUGUUUAUUGUGGGGGCGUGUGGAAUGUGCGAGCAUCCACUUCAUUAUCUGGUUAAAGCCCUGCAGUUUAAAGAAACCCCGCAUAACAAGGAGGGUGAUAAAUUAAACAUGCAGAUACACAAACCUAACAGCAGGUGAUAACGGAGACAAUAACAGAAACCAGACCUCUUUCAGCCACUGACUGAUGGACCAUUGCCUCUGCCGUGGAGGGGGUGGUGGUGGUGGCAGUGGUGGUGGUGGCUGUCUGAGCUUUGUGACUGCUGAGGAGGGAACAAGCCUGACCUAAGCACGGGGAGAUAUCUGAGGGAGGCUUGAUGGCGAAAAGCUGUCUAUGGGGUGUCAGGAGGGGCUUGUGGGACUGCGCAAAAUUUAUUGUGGGGUGUUUAUAGGAAGGACUAGAGGUGAAGAAGGGUGGUGGUCAGUCCAGGGUGGACUGGGGAGGAGCAAGCAUGGGAAAACAGAAAGGAGAGCGGUAUCAAAGGGCAGGUCAUCUGUAAGCAAGCUGCCAGUCACUAUGCUUGUCUGACUGAGCCCUCUGCUUUAGCACUGCAGUCUAUCCUAUUAGAUCCUUUACUUAGCUAUUUUUUUCUGUGUAAUCUCACUCACUGUCCUGUGUGUCAGUCCUCCAAGGCCUAAGUGCUAGCAACUGGAGGAAGGACCCAUAGAAAGCAGGCCUUGGUGCCAGCAACUGGAGAGAUCGAUAAUGCAAGAGGUGAGGGUGGCAGCAGCUGGAGGGACCAUGGUGGGUGUUUAUGUGGGAGAGGUCUAAACACCAGCACCUGUCAAUACCCAGCUGUGUU
This is a messenger RNA of Cygnus olor (mute swan), 4112 nucleotides long. RefSeq names its product glycoprotein hormones, alpha polypeptide (gene CGA). Gene Ontology annotation, cellular component: extracellular region; follicle-stimulating hormone complex. Gene Ontology annotation, molecular function: follicle-stimulating hormone activity. Gene Ontology annotation, biological process: thyroid hormone generation; positive regulation of steroid biosynthetic process. The transcript is spliced from 6 exons. Lineage: Eukaryota; Metazoa; Chordata; Aves; Anseriformes; Anatidae. The record is from RefSeq and is a predicted model, not a curated record. Bases 397 to 759 code for a protein of 120 amino acids.